AUUUUGGAUUUAGUUCUGACAACAUCUCCAAAGACCCCACCGUAUGCAGUCUCCCCUCCAGCUGGCUGCCGCAGAAGUGGGAGCUGGCAUUUCCUGAGCACUUAUUUGGUAUCAGGCUGGGAGCUUCCCUGUGGGACAGGCACAUCGGCCCAUUUCACAAGUGGGAAAACACAGGCUGGGGUGAGAGGAUACAGGCCCACUGAGGCCCCAGGCAGCAGGGUGUGGAGGUGGGACUGGAACCCACAAACGCACAUCCAGCACGUGGAGUUCGGGGCAGAAAGAAGGCCCACAACUCCCUCACAUUCACUCUUUGGCCCCUCACUAAAAUCUUUCCUUUUCAAGUAACCUACCAGCUAAUGGGAAAAGAAACUUCUCAAAGGGAGCAGGAUAGAAACUCUAAAAUUUUAAUCGGCCAACUUAUGUAUAUUAUAAGUCAUUUCUUUAGCUACUCAAGAGUUAAGUACAAGCCAGGCACGGUGGCUCAUGUCUGUAAUCCCAGCACUUUGGGAAGCCGAGGUAGGUGCAUCACCUGAGGUCAGGAGUUCAAGACCAGCCUGGCCAACAUGGCGAAACCAUGUCCCUACUAAAAAUACAAAAAUUAGCUAGGUGUGGUGGCGUGCACCUGUAAUUCCAGCUUCUUGGGAGGCUGAGGCAGGAGAAUUGCUUGAACCUGGGAAGCAAAGGUUGCAGUGAGCUGAGAUCGCACCAUUGCACUCCAGCCUGAGCAAUAGGGCAAGACUCUAUCUCAAAAAAAAAAAAAAAAGGAAUUAAGCAGGCUUCAAAAAAAAGUUAUGCAAACAUUCAAGACCUAACCACCUCAAAACACAAUUUAAUAAACAACGUUCUAAGCUACCCAUUCGUGUGUAUCCUUUCCGGACUGCAAGCCCAGUGACUCACAUGCAGGAGCGUGUUGGUCAGUUCAGCAAAUAUCCUGCCCAGGCCACAGGGAACAAGGAAGUAGGUCAAACGCUGGCCAGUGAGCCCCCCCUCAGCACAAGCAGCGCUGGCCCUAGCAGGAGGCUCCAGGCAGUGUGGCCUGGUGGUUAGGAACCUGGGCUGGGGGCCAGCUGCCUGGACCCAUACACUGCAGGGUAACAUGGGGCAGUCACUCUAUCUCUCAAGAACCCCAGUUUCUGGCCAAGCGCGGUGGCUCACGCCUAUAAUCCCAGCACUUUGGGAUGCUGAGGCAGGUAGAUCACCUGAGGUCAGGAGUUUGAGACCAGCCUGGCCAACAUGGUGAAACCCCAUCUCUACUAAAAACACAAAAAUUAGCCGGGCAUGGUGGCGCUUGCCUGUAAUCCCAGCUACUCAGGAGGCUGAGGCAGGAGAAUCGCUUGAACCCGGGAGGCAGAGGUUGCAGUGAGCCAAGACUGCACCACUGCUCUCCAGCCUGGGUGACAGAGCGAGACCCUGUCUCAAAAUACAAACAAAACAUCCUGUUCCUGAAAACUCAGGAAACUAGGGAACCCACCGCUUAGCAAUGCUGUGGCAAUUAAAUCCGUUGUGACACGAAAACUCUUGCCAAGUAACCAUUACCUGUCAGCUGUUAUUGAGAGGAGCAGAGUACAGCAGUCAGGAGUGUGGGCUCUAGAGCCAGGCGGCCCAGGGUUUGGGCUCAGCUCUAAGGCCUUGAGAAACUCACUUGUCUUCUUCAUACCUCAGUUUCCUCAUUUGCAAAAUGGGGAAAAGAGAAACUUCCUCGCGAAAGGUGAUUGUGAGGAUUCCAUGAAACAAUCGAUGUAAGGUGCUUACAACGGCACCUGCUACAUGGUGAACACUCAGUUAUCUUUUACUAUUUCUAGAGAUUAUUUUGGUCAGAACAAAAAACCAUUCUAUGAGACAAAGUCCUAAAUAAUUAAAUGGUUGCAGGAAUAGGAUACUGACCCAAGCCUGGUGUGCCCUCAAAAGCGCUGGGAGACUUAGGAGGCCCAGGACCCUGAAACCACAGCAGGGCUCCAGGGUACUUAAUUUGUCUGUGCCAUGCUUUGCUGCUAGCCAAAGGCGGCUCUAAUUAAUACACUUCUACACUGAAAUGCCCCCAGGAUGAAAGAGACACAUAAAAUACACGCUAAAAAAUUGCUUCACAUGCCAAGCAAGACACAUACACAAAAAAAUAGCCUUAUUUAAAUUUGCAGAGAAAUGCUAAAGUAAGACCAAAGCAACAUGUGAGCAUGAGAAAGUCUCAACUCCGUGCAGCCCUGUAGCUGAAACAAGAGGUCAGGUUAGCAAAUGAGACGCCCCACACCGUCCUCAGACUCCUAGCAUCUCUGGCGUCCCUAGCAUCAUCAGAGAAGGAAUGGAAAUUGCAGGAGAGUUCAAGGUAAGAACUGCUAAUCUUUUUUGCUGAUGGGUUUUGAUGGCACUCUUCUACCUUUUUAAAAAGCAGGCUGGGCCGAAUGAGUGAGAGGUCACAGGGCCAGGGUCUACAGGGGGACGGUCCCCUACACACCGAAAGCAGAGUGGUGGAGCUGCCCCUGCUCCUCCAAGCGGCUCUGUUCUCUCCCAUUCUUUCCCUGGGCUUCUCUUCCUUCUCACCUUUCUCACCUCUGGGCUCUCAGGCACACCAGCCAAGGACAGAGAGCACUCAGUCACCUAAGUCCAGGACGCACUUCGGAUUUUCAGGCUUGUUUUUUAGGAGGAUUUUAUCUGCUACCAAACUUUUCUCAGUUUCUAGGUAGGUGCCUGGAAUGCUGGCCAAUGGUGGUGGGCUGAUUUCCACAUACCCUCAUCCCCCUCCCUCUUCCCUAACCUUCUUAGUGCUCCACAGAGCCUGAGGCACAAAGCGCUUACUGCUGCAGGGGGAGGCCUCAAACUCGCACAAAAUUCAAGCUGUGUUUUACUUGUCCUCCUCGCUACCUUUCCUUAGUCCACUGCUUUCUUUGGUCUAGUUCCCUGUCCUGUAACAGCCCAGGACCCUGGCAGAAGACCCAGAUCCCUGUCCCGGCCAAGGCCCUCACCACCUCACGCCCCCGGCCUCUCUCCUACUGAAAAAGCACACCCAGCCCACCUAUGCAGCUCCAAGGGGCGGCGCGUGAGAGAACUCCUAUAACACGCAGCUGUCACUCUGCUACAAGGCCACAGUUCCACAAGACACCGUUCCAAGCAGUAUUAUUCACAUAGGCUGCACAAGAAUGCUGUCCUCUGGAGUUGUGCAGAGGCAAUACUGCUAACCUACCUCCAUUUGGCUUUUAAAAUCUUUAAAACAUCCACAUAGGUCUGAUAUUUGAUGCCAUUCGUUUCCCAAGAGGUGCUAAAUUAGCAACAUACCAAAGUCAGAAACUUCUAAGGAAACCGAAGGAAAAACAGAUGUCUCUGUCACAGGCACUUGCACUGAGGCAACAGGCCUGGGUGUUACUUCUCUGACCACGUCCACAGCCAGAGACAUCAGCAGAGACCCAAAACAAAACCCUUCUGCCUCAAAAACCGCAUAUAAGCCAAGAAGCGCGCCCAGGCCCCUCGGAGGCUGCCUUAGGGCAGGGGAGCCGGCCCUGGAAGCCUCCUGUGCCAGGCGCGGCUGCACAGCUGGGCCACUCCUCCCGGACUUUCUGCAACUCCACGCGGCGCUAACCCUCUGGUUAACUCCGUCUCCUUCUUUUCCAGAUGCGCCCACGGGGACACCCAGGCGACUGUUGAGUCAAAAGCAAGCUUUAGGGAUGGCGUCCACGAGGCCCCAGACAGGUUUUUCCUCAUUAAAAACCCUGGACUUCAAAGAGUUCCACGUGGGCGCCAGGGACCCUGCGGUUCGGCGCCGGGAGCCCCAACUUUUCGACCGGAGUGUCCGAAGACCCAGCCAGCCCGCCCGCUCGGCCGGGGACUCACGGCUCCAUCUCGGCGCCCAGAGCCCUCGGCCCCGUCCCGCGCGUCCCGAGCCCGCCAGGCGCCGCGCAGCAGCCUCGGCAGCGGCAGCCGCAGCCGGAGCCGGAGCCGGAGCCGGAGCGACAGCGGCCCAGAAGCGGCCGGCCGCGGAAAACUCAUCAGAGCGCGACGCCGAGAUCACGUGCGCGGAAGCGACUCUCACGGCGGAAGGCGGAGCGGCGCGGUGGAAGCGGGCGCGCGGCGAAGUAGGGGGUGGGCGCGCGGCGAAGGGGGUGGCCCCGCUUCGUGGCCCCUUGCGAGGGCGGAGCCCCACGGCCGGGAGUACCCAGGCUAGCCCUGAGCUGGGGCUCAAGACAGAAAGAAUGAGUGAAUGAAUGACUUAAUUUACCUCUUGUCCCUAGGGCAGGGAAACAGCGCAUUCAUUCACUCCUACUUCCCGAGUGUCGGGGCGUAAGGAUGGGCCUCGGGAGUCCAUGAAUGCCCUGCAGUUGUCUGGAAAACGCUAUGGGUGUCUGCAUUUUUCUAGGGAGAGGAGCUAUAGCUGUGUAUUCAUUCCCAAAGGGUCUUGUGACCCCAAAUAAGGUUAAAAGCCAGGACAAACUUCUGCCACCCCGAAUGAUGACAGGAGACCUUCCGGGGUCUUUCUGGUAGCUUCUCCCGUAAGCCGCUUCUAGACUGCAUCUAGACCAGUGAACCAAAAGCACUUUCCUGAUUUCGCAUCUUGGCUCAGUGUUCUGCAUUUCUGUAAUCAAGAAUGGAUGAGAACCAAGGUUUGGCUAUUUCUGAGAUUCUCUUUGGAGCAUUACUCAAAAUGUCCCGUGCUCCCCGUGUGCUGUGGGUUUCAAGUCGGUCUGCAUGAGUUAAAGGACUUCCAAGCUUCCUUUGCAAUGUAUCCUAUUCAUUCACUAAACCGUAAACAGGCUUACUAUUGGCAGAAAAGUGUGG
Symphalangus syndactylus (siamang) is the source of this 4761-nucleotide messenger RNA. RefSeq names its product POLG alternative reading frame-like. The record is from RefSeq and is a predicted model, not a curated record. Lineage: Eukaryota; Metazoa; Chordata; Mammalia; Primates; Hylobatidae.